Labeo rohita (rohu) is the source of this 4613-nucleotide messenger RNA. It is a transcript of the gene thrap3a, whose product is annotated as thyroid hormone receptor associated protein 3a. Gene Ontology annotation, biological process: positive regulation of transcription by RNA polymerase II. NCBI's taxonomy places the organism in Eukaryota, Metazoa, Chordata, Actinopteri, Cypriniformes, Cyprinidae. Gene Ontology annotation, molecular function: DNA binding; transcription coregulator activity. Bases 368 to 3151 code for a protein of 927 amino acids. The transcript has 11 exons. The record is from RefSeq and is a predicted model, not a curated record. Gene Ontology annotation, cellular component: mediator complex.
CAGUCUUGUGUCACACCCCCAGUCUGUGACUGUGAGCACAUAAAGCUGUUUUACAUCAUUUGACUUGUAUAGUUCACCGUAUUCACCUGUGGCUGUAUAGUUUGGUUAGGAUUUAAAACGACAAGUUUGUCAUUUGGAUUUAAAACACGUUUUGAAUGCGGAUACUUCAGGUGAAGCCGACUGGAUAUUGCCGCUUUCUCCGUCAGAAUGAUUUAAAUAGCUACUUUACUUAUUAAAACGAGAGAUUUUUGUCUUUUAAAACGAAGGGAAACCAUUUCAGUCACCUGUGACAUUUGACAGUAGAUAAAGCUUCUCAUCCCGGACUAAAUCGAAUUAGAGGCACAUAUGUGAGAGACCGCAAGCGACAAUGUCUAAGACGCAGAAAUCAGAGUCCAGGUCUCGCUCUCGAUCGGCCUCCAGAUCAAGAUCCCAUUCUGAUUCCCGCUCACGCUCCAGAUCGCAAAGCAGCUCUAGAUCUAGAUCCAGGAAGCGCAGAUACGGCUCUAGGUCUCGCUCUCGGUCAAGAUCCCAUUCUCCGUCCCACAACCGGGAGCGGAACCACACACGGGAGUACCAGAACCAACGGGACUUUCGAGGCAACCACAGAGGCUUCCGGAGGCCGUAUUACUUCCGGGGCAGAGGUCAGGGCUUUUUCCGUGGCCGCUUUCAGCGCGGUGGAAGGGGUGGAUAUAAUAACUACCGUAACAAAAACUGGCAGAACUUCCGGCAGCACCCUCAGCAGCAACAGCAGCAAUACCACGCCAACAGCCCCAAGAGGGGACGCUCGCGUUCUCGCUCUCCCAAGAAGCAGUCAAAGAGUCCACAGUCCCGCAGCCAUUCCCGCCGCUCUGACAGGUCGUCCUCGGGGAGAUCGCCACAGUCGCACCAUUCUUCCUCCUCCAACUCUGGGUCUGCCAAACGCAGUUGCAAAAAUGCAAGAGAGGACAUCUCUGUGGCCGAAGCAACCCGAGGAGGAGGAGAUGGGGGUGUGGCAGAGCAGGUGGGAGGCUCUCCUGUGGCCGAAGGGAACUCUGAUGGAGACAGGACUGUGGAGAACUGUCAGGUUUUGGUGAACCAUGACACUAGUCCUAAAAAGGCAAGUCCGCAGGUUUGCUCCACUGUCACUAGUGACCAACCGAUUGACUCUGCAACCAACGAGACAAGUCCUGCUCAUAAUGCUCCUGAUCGAGGUGCAACCAACUGGCAGAAAGUUGAAACUGCACCUUCAAGCACCAGCCCCAAAAAGACAAGCCUUACACCAGUUUUCAAUGGUUUUGGGCUCUUUACAAAUAUUGACCAACAGACAGAUGAUACAAUCGCCAUCUCGGCUGCGUUUUUGAAAUUCCUGAAGGAGCAAGAGCUUAAAAAACAGGCCUCUGCAUGGGACGACAACACACUUAAAGGGAAAAGUAAUGGAGAUAUAGUAUGUGAUAAAGAAAAUGGAGAAAUGUUUGAAAAGGGCAUUGAGUUGUCUCACGUUGUAAAUCACGACAACGCAGGAGAGAAGGAGAAAACCAAAUCCGCCAAGAGUGCUGAUGGUAACAAGUUAUACAUAAGCUCCACUAAAAGGGGUUCACGAAACGGCCCGACAUUUCUGUACGAGGAUGAUGAGGACGAUCCUGAAGAUAUGGAGAUCUCUGAUAGGGUGAGGGAUGUGGAAAACGAUCCCUCCAAAAACAAAAGCAAAGUCACGCUGUCCGCUCGUGAAAUGUUCGAGACGCGUAUCAGGAGGAUGCAGGACAUGGCAUGGGAUGAUGAGCUGGAAGCUCUCCUGCUCUGCCAUAAACAGGAGCGAGCAGCCAAUAUCCUAGCUGCUCUCUCUAAGAGAGACCAACUCGGUGGCAUGUUUAAGGAUCCCUCACCUGAAAAGCUGUCUAAUGUGAAACGAAAGGAGAAAACCACACUGAGUUCCUCUUCUAAACCCACACUGCUGCCCAGGAGGAGCUCUGAGAACCGUGAGCAAGAGAUGUUUGUGGUUAUGAACGAGGAAUCCCCACCAAGAGCUUCAAUGAAAAGAGGAAGUGAAUUCAGUGUGAGGAUGGAAUCUCUAAGUGAUGAUCUUGCAAGAACAUCUGUUUUGACCAAUGAAAGAAGGAAUCUUCUGGAGUUUUUGCAUCUUGAUAAGAAGGAUUGGGAGUUUCAGUCUGUCCUUCAGCAUCUUCAGGCUCAGUCACCCAAAAGCCCAUCUGAGCUGUUUGCCCAACACAUAGUUUCAAUUGUCCAUCACAUUAAAGCUCAAUAUUUUCCUUCCUCUGGAUUGACCCUAAAUGACCGAUUUGCCAUGUACCAGAGAAGAGCUGCUGAGAAAGAAUUCAUGAAGCAGAGAAAGAGUCCAGAGAUACACAGGAGAAUUGAUGUUUCUCCCAGUGCUUUUAAGAGGCACUCUCUUCUGUUUGAUGAGAUGAAAAGCUCCAUGGAAAACAGCUUCAAGGUCGAUGGUAAAAAAUCGAAAGGUGAUUCAAUGGACCUUCGCCUGGAUAUCGAGCGCAGAAAGAAAUACUUGAGUGGAGAGAGAGAGCACAGAGAGGACGAGUACGGAGGAAGAGUACUGAGGGAAUCUCCAGAUUCAAGCAAGGAAAUACCCACUGAGAAAAUCUCAAAGAGCCACAAAAAACCGAAGAAAAGCAAGAAGAAGCGGGAGCACUCUGAGUCAUCUUCCUCAUCUUCAUCAUCUUCCUCUGUUUACCAAGAAGAAGAGACUGAGAUCAAGGCAGAAGGCUUUUCGAAAAUGCAACAGGGGCUUAGAGAUUAUGCAGAGUCUGCAGAAAGAGGACGGGCACGAGGAGGCUUUCAGCUAAGAAUACGCGGUAGAACCUGGAACCGAGGAAAUUUCCAUGGAAGCAGUAAUGGUGAUUCACAGAUGAACAUGACAGCAAAGAAUGACGACUGGGAUCAGGAAUACACUCCCAAGAGCAAGAAAUAUUUCCUGCACAGUGAAAAAGAUGGAGAAGCUGAGAAGAAGGUGACGGACACACAAGGGCGUGGUCGCGGUAAUAUUAUUCGCACAAAGGGACGUUUCAUCCUCCGGAGGGCCACAAAUACCAACACCACCAAUAAUACGAGUCCUAAAUGGGCCCAUGAUAAAUUCCAGGCCACUGAUGAUGAUGAUGAGGGUGAACAGCAAGGAGAGGAUGUAGACCAGGACCAGUGAGAACCGGGCAGUGAAGAUGUUAAGAUCCCUCAUCAUGCUUUAAACCCUGGGAAAAGACUUGCCAGCCUUCACACUUUCAAGAAUGGAUAUAAUAUCCAUCCAUAUGCAUCUAAAACUUUUUCAUAGGAAAGAAGUUUUUUUAUUGUAUUGCUUUGAUUUCCUAUUUUCGUGAUGAUGCUUCAGCUUGGUUGUGAUUUGUGCUAACAUUUUUUUUUGUACAUGCAAAUUCACACGCCUUCAUAGAAAAACAUAUUAUAGAGUUUAAACAAACUUUUUUCUCAGAAUUGUGAGAAAAACUCUAAGAAAAAAAGUCAGAAUUGCAUGAUAUAAACUCACAAUUCAAAAAGAUUAUAUUGUAACUUUUUUGUCAGGAUUGUGAGUUUAUAUCUCCUUCAAAAAUCCUUCAGAAUUGGAUUUUGAGUUAUGAGGAAAAAGUCAGAAAAUUUAUAUAUAUCGCAAUUCUGACUUUAUAACUUGCAAUUGUGUUUAUGUCUCACAAUUUUGAGAAAAAAGUCAGAUUUGUGAGUUUGUAUCACGCAAUUCUGGGAAAAAAAAGUCAGAACUGUGAGAUAAAAAGUCACAUUUACCUAAGAAGAAAUAUAUAUUUUUUUUUAUUUGUGUGUGAAUUUUGAUUGAAUGUUGUUUAAAAUACAGUACAAUUCAAUAUAAUACAAUAGAUAUAUAGUUUAUUGGCCACUCUGCUUUCUAGAUGUUCAUAUCAGACAUUAAAAAAAAAAAAAAACAUUUCAGUCAACCACUAGUUCAAAGGUUAGGUGCCUUCGAUUGUGCCAUAGUGCCUUAAGUGUAGAAUACCGUAUAGAAUUACAGCUGGUUAUGUACUCAAUGCUGUUAAAAAAAAUAGAUGUACAUAUUAAUGUUUUGUGUGUCUACCUAUAGAAACGAAGAUCAUGACUUAAUAACUUGUAUGAAUGACCCAGUCUCGCUAUGGGACCAAACUACAGCAGGUAGAUAUUCAUGUCCCGGUGAAUGACAUGUGGGAAAAAGAAGAUUUACAUUAAUCAACUGCUAGUCAAAAAUGUCAACUUUGAAACUGGACAAACAAAGAAACAGAGAAAGUUGGAAACACAUGCACUUAUAAAUGUUUUGAAUACUGUUAGCAUUUAUUGGAGUGCAAGUUUUUGACAAUAAGUGUGUGCAUACUGUUUUAUUAUGGCUUUUCUAAUGUGUGUCUUUGUCUUUAAAUCGUAUGCCUUUUUCUAUUGCCUAAGCACCUUGUUUAGAUCAUUUUGGCAUUUAGAUACUAACAAAAAGGUCAUGUUUUGGGGAAUUUGUUUUGAAGUUAAAGUAAAAAGAAUAUCAUGUGGGGAAGUGAAUAAUUUACAUUCAUACUCAAAAUUGGAUUUUAGCCGUCUGGGUUUUUAUUUGCACUGUGUUUGAUAUAUACAUUUUGACUUGCAUUUAUAUACUCACAUUCGGAAAGAAUAAAAAUGCAGCAAUUUUA